Molecule: messenger RNA, 3743 nt
Organism: Ostrea edulis (European flat oyster)
Lineage: Eukaryota; Metazoa; Mollusca; Bivalvia; Ostreida; Ostreidae
Product: patched domain-containing protein 3-like
Exons: 4
Coding region: 126-2666 (846 amino acids)
Cellular component (GO): membrane
Source: RefSeq, a predicted model, not a curated record
UUUUAUCAUGCGAUUGUAAUUUGUUGACUUAUUGGCUGGAAGGAUCGAUCGUUAGACAAUCAUUUCUCCAAGCAGACAUUAUUUUUAUCAGUCCCAUAGAUGUUGUUAUUACUGUAAAACUGAAUAUGGGCGAGUGUUACCUUAAACACGAAGAGAAGAUAGGUCGUCUGUUUGACCUCUAUGGACGAUUUCUGGAGCGACACCCUGUUAAAAUCCUGGUUAUCGCCAUCGCAGUGAAUUGUCUCCUUGGUCUUGGAAUGCUUCGACUCCAGGUGGAAAGUGGAGCAGAGCGACUCUAUAUACCAGUUAACAGUCAGGCCUCCAAAGACAGGGACUAUCUAGAGAACAUCUACCCUAGUGAACGGGAUUUUAAAUCAGUUGAUGUCUGGGAAGAGUUAAUUCUCACGAAGGAUAGAGGAAAUAUGCUGACGUCAGCGUUUUUAGAUGAUAUCAAGUCUGUUGACAAUUAUAUUCGAAACUUGAUUUUCAUCACUGCAUCGGAAGCAGCUUCUACAUUUACUGAAUUGUGUCUAAAUCGAUUUGGUGUUUGUCUAGUAUCGGGUGAUAUGUUUUUGUCGAAUGAUUUCAAACAAAAGAUGUUAGCGAAUAAUAUAACAUACCCCAUAUUCAAGCAGACGUCUUUAUCUUCUCUUCUUGCGAGUCCCUCUGCGUCAAACGGGUUGCUUACGUCUGCCAUCGGAGUAAAGCUCACAUACUAUCUUCGUAGCGGUUAUUCAGAUCAGUUUAUUAAUGCCAUUCCGGGUGCUGUUGUUACAAUCUCAGAAUUAGCAUACUCGUGUUCCAGUGCAUUAGAUGACGAAAUUGAAAAGAACAUAGGGGGAGACAUUUUGUUCUACGUUUUGACAUUAGCACUAAUGAUGACGUAUGCUUCCAUUGCCACCUCAAGAAUGAACUGUAAUUUUAUAGCAGACAGAAGUUUUUUAGGCCAGGCUGGAGUUUUUGCGGCUGUUCUAUCUGUCUUGCCUUCCUUUGGUUUUGUGAGUCUUAUCGGAGUGAAGUAUAUGAGCAUUGUGGGCGUCAUCCCUUUUCUUAUCAUAGGAAUCGGAAUCGACGAUGUUUUUAUCUUGAUGUCGGGUAUAGCUGAUGCUAAGUCCAUUAAAAAAUCCAGCGUAUCGGACAGAAUUUACUUCAUGAUGAAGACCAGUGGAAUAGCCAUCACCAUAACGUCCGUGACAGACUUUCUUACUUUUCUCAUUGGAGCCAGUUCAGUCUUCAUUAGCGUCAGAAACUUCUGUAUUUACAUUGGUGUGGCUGUGCUUUUCUGUUACUUCAAUCAAAUGACUAUAUUUUCUGCAUGCAUAGUCAUCCAUGAAAGGAGAAUCAAAAGCAAUCGACAUUGUGUGGCAUGUUGUGUAACAACAAAGGAUAAAGAAUUGUUGAGAGAAGAUGGGAAAACAGGAUGUUUACUUUACGCAUGUGCCGGGUAUCCACCUAAAAAUCGCAGAAAUGUUGACAGUCCUCUGGAGAGGUAUCCCAAAAAACUCAUUCAAAAGAUUGUUAGUUACUUGUCACUAAAGAUUAUGAUUAUAUUUAUCUUUGCAAUUUACAUUGGACUUUCUGUGUAUGGUGCCGUUCACCUCCAACAAGGAAUUUCUCUACAAAAUAUUGUUGCGGAUGACUCUUUUCUUCACAAAUACGCCACUUGGCUUGAAGAAUAUUUUAGAACAGAGAUAAUAUUGUAUCUUAAUGUGAAAAAUAAUCAGACAUAUUCUUCUGCAUGGACACAGAGUGUCAUUACAUCAGUGCUAACUACGGCGAAGAACGACAAAGACAUAGAUUCGUCCUUUGAAUUAAACUGGUUGACGGCCUUCAAACAAUCCCCUUUGUAUGUUGAUACCUCUGAAUCUGCGUUUAUUAAGUCUCUCCAGACAUUUUUGAGAUCUAUGAUACAGUAUUCCAGUGAUGUAGUGAUUGAUUCAACUGGAUCGACCAUCAUCUCGUCCCGUUUCUAUUUGAAAACCAACAACUUGAAAUCAACCUACGACCAAGGUCAAAUGAUGUUGCGCAUGCGGGAACUGACAGAUAAUUCUGCUAUUCCAAUGAUAGUAUAUUCUGGCCAAUUCAUUUUCUUUGAACAAUUUGUUGAAAUUCUUCCAAGCACGUUGCAAACUGUCGGAAUCGCCAUCGUUGUUAUAAUAGUCGUCACCAUCUUCUUCAUGCCUCAUCCAACCCUUAUCACCAUUAUAGCGGUGUCCUUAUUUACCAUACUUCUUGGAUUGUUUGGAUUUAUGUACUUUUGGGAUAUUUCCCUCAGUUCCAUAUCCAUGAUACACCUUGUCAUGACUGUUGGGUUCUCGGUAGAUUUCAGCGCCCACAUCUGCCACGCCUACCUUGCCGUAGACUCAGACAACAGAGAUACUAAAGUUCAACUUGCUUUGGACAGGUCAGGAGGACCAAUAUUCAAUGCUGCGUUUUCCACUCUCCUUGGGAUCUCUGUAUUACGAUUUGCCAACAGUUACAUUUUUAAAACUUUUGGAAAAUUGACGUUCCUUGUGAUAUGUUUCGGUCUUGCUCAUUCUGUACUUUUGAUUCCAGUGGUGCUAUCGUUCAUUGGACCAUUAAAAGACAAAAAACUAUACAAUAAUGGCGGGGAAGGCUCACCCAUACCCCGAACUAAAUCAAGUACAAGCUUAAAUCCAAUCUGAUUAUCAAAUACAUUGUUUUGAAUUGGUUAGGAACCGGGAGAAGGCAAAACCCGAGUGACAACAAAAGCGAAUUUAGUUAACAAUUUUGUUUAGUUUUAUCUUAUGAUGAACAAUGUACUUUUAUUAACGCAAAUGUGGUCUCUUUUUUUUCUUUUUUUUGUAAAUGCAUCUUUUUCUCAUUGAUUGCUCCACAGGCUCAUAAUCAUAAUUUAAUUGUAUUGCUAUUUAGGCUUUCAUUGCGUAUUUUUUUAUUUAGCUUUAAUAUUUGAGAAUUUAAAAGAAAUAUAUGCGGUAGUUUUGGAUGAUGUUUAUUGUCAAUUUUACCACAGUUAUUGCAGAAAUCGAAAUACAGCGGAUGCAAGGUGAAGACAACGAACAGUGAUCAAUCUCAUAACUCCUAUAAGCAAUACAAAAUAGAUAGUUGGGCAAACACGGAUCCCUGGACACACCAGAGGUGGGAUCAGGUGCCUAGGAGGAGUAAGUAUCCCCUGUUGACCGGUCACACCCGCCGUGAGCCCUAUAUCCUGAUCAGGUAAACGGAGUUGUCCGCAGUCAAAAUCAGUGUGCCAAGAACGGCUUAACAAUCGGUAUGAAACACGUCAGACAACAUUUGACCCAAUGCGAGGUUGUAUUGACGAACUAGAUCGUUAUAACGACCAUAGAAUUUGCGAAAUGCUGACUUCAAUCGAGACUGUUGAAACCCCUGUACCAUCAACUUGUUUGUCAGUAGCUUACCUCGAUAUCAUUUUACAAUUCACCGAUCAUCAAAAGAUUUUCAAAACAGUGAUACAAUGUAUAUGUUUUCAAAAUCAUGAUUCAGUUCGAAAAACAUUUGAUAUUCCAGUCAAUGGAACGAAUGAAUAUGAAUUACCGUACUUAUACUGAACUCCAAAACUGCAUAAAAUUCCAUACAAAAUCAGAGAUACAUUACAGGAUCCAGUAAAUGUUCUACCAAGUCGCUAUCUUCACGCCUAACAAAAUAGUAACUGUGCACAUGUGCAAGAAGUGGUGUAAAUCAAAUAAGGAUUUUCAAAAAUUUCAAAGAACUGUAGUAAAACUAUUCUCAAACCAACAGCU